Linum tenue is the source of this 2359-nucleotide messenger RNA. Lineage: Eukaryota; Viridiplantae; Streptophyta; Magnoliopsida; Malpighiales; Linaceae. The record is from the annotation of a GenBank genome assembly.
CUUCUGAUAGUCCAGCAAAAUCAACGAACUAGUCUGAUUUCCGUAGUCCGUACCAGCGAGCUCUGCUCAUUUGCUUCUAUUUGCAUCUCAGAGUCUCUCGCGCUUCGCUCGGCGACUUCGGUCCUUCCCGUGCCGAAGGCUUUUCAGAUUUUCUUCCCGCCCCCGUCGCAGAGCUUUCCGCGUUUACUAGCGAACCUCGCCGCCGGCGUUUCCACCGGAGCAAAUCUAGGACUCCGCCGUCGGCCAGAGCGAGAGCCGGUCUGAUUACGAUCAGAUCUGCGAGACGCCAUUUCAUACUCCCCAAGCUCAGAUGCGUGUUGAUUAUUAGCGACUGAGAUCGCUGCCAAUUCCGCUUGCAGCCGUACUCAUGGCGAUCUCCAGUCCUAUCACUCCCGGCCAGGUCUCCUUUUUCAUUGGAAUCAUACCUGUGCUCGCUGCGUAUAUCUACUCCGAGUUUCUGGAGUACAAGAGAAAGAGAGUAGCCAAAGCGCACUCGGAUAUCAGUUUAGUGGAAGUGGGGCUUGAGGUGGUCAAAGACGAUGAUAAAGCUGUUCUAUUGGAAGGAGGCGGUCUUCAAUCUGCAUCUCCUAGGGCUCGUAACUUGCAUUCUUCAUCUCCUAUAUUCAGGUUCCUUUUGAUGGAUGAGCAGUUUUUGUUGGAUAACCUAUUGAAUCUUAGAGCCAUAUCUGAGUUUGGUCUCCUUUUGGUGUACUUUUACAUUUGCGAUCGCACUGAUGUCUUUGGCUCUUCUACAAAGACCUACAACCGGGAUCUUUUCUUGUUCCUCUACUUCCUUCUCAUCAUUGUUGCAGCCAUUACCUCUUUCACGGUACACAAAGACAGGUCACCGUUCUCUGGAAAACCCAUUCUUUACUUGAACAGACACCAAACCGAGGAGUGGAAAGGCUGGAUGCAGGUCCUAUUUCUAAUGUACCAUUACUUUGCUGCAACGGAGUUGUAUAAUGCAAUCCGAGUGUUUAUUGCUGCAUAUGUCUGGAUGACUGGAUUCGGGAACUUCUCGUAUUAUUACGUGCGCAAGGAUUUUAGUCUUGCCAGGUUUGCGCAGAUGAUGUGGCGGCUUAAUUUCUUGGUCAUAUUCUGCUGCAUCAUACUCAAUAACAGUUACAUGCUAUACUACAUUUGCCCAAUGCACACUCUCUUCACUCUUAUGGUGUACGGGGCCCUCGGUAUUCUGCACAAGUACAAUGAAAUUGGGUUAGUCAUCGGAGCAAAGAUCGUUGCAUGCUUCUUGGUCGUGGUUCUGAUAUGGGAAGUUCCUGGCAUGUUUGAGAUCCUGUGGGGCCCAUUCACUUUAUUUCUUGGCUACACUGAUCCUGCGAAACCUAACUUACCUCGCUUGCAUGAGUGGCAUUUCCGCUCGGGGCUUGAUCGUUAUAUCUGGAUUAUCGGAAUGAUAUAUGCAUACUAUCACCCGACAGUUGAAAGGUGGAUGGAGAAGCUGGAAGAAAUGGAAAUGAAACGUAGAAUAUCAAUCAAAAUCGCUGUUUCUUCAAUUGCAUUAACGGUGGGGUAUCUGUGGCUUGAGUACAUAUAUAAGAUGGACAAGAUUACUUACAACAAAUACCAUCCUUACACAUCAUGGAUACCAAUAACGGUAUACAUUGUUCUGAGGAAUGUUACUCAGUACUUCCGGAACUUCAGCCUGACCCUUUUUGCAUGGCUUGGAAAAGUUACUUUGGAGACGUAUAUUUCUCAGUUUCAUAUCUGGUUGAGAUCCAGCGUCCCAGAUGCUCAACCAAAAUUAUUGCUAUCUCUGAUCCCAGAAUAUCCACUGCUUAACUUCAUGCUUACGAGUGCAAUAUAUGUUGCAGUUUCCUAUAGACUCUUUGAGCUGACAAAUACAUUGAAGAUUGCUUUUGUCCCCAGCAAAGACGAUAAGCGACUGGUGCAAAACAUUAUAACAGCUGCAAUUCUUUCUAGUGUUCUGUACUCGCUGGCUUUUAUCUUUUUGAGACUUCCCCAGUUAAUGGUAAGAAUUAGCUUUUGUUAUUGACCAGCUCAACAUUAUAACUGCAUACUGUUUUGUCGGAGUACACUCACUGCCUUGUACUCUACAGGUUUAAACUUGAAUGGUCACCGCGCAGAGUUCGUAACAGAAACAGUAUAUGCUAGUUCCGGUGUCAUUUUGGCUCUAGUGCAAAGAAUCUGAGCUGGUGAAACAAGGUGAGUUAUAUGGCAUCCAAGCGAAGAGGUCGUGUAUCCCCCCCAUCCUCGAUAGUAAAUGGCUGAUUAAGUGUAGUUGUGAUCAUAGUCCAUAGUUCAUUAUGUCGGGGGAUUUGUUAGAAGCAUAAUGCACCAUUACCUUUGGGAGGCUAGUUUUCUAUCGUUCUGGCAGGAG